UGCUGUUGGUUCAGUGAACUGCUGGUGGUGAUGUGGACGAAAUAACGGUCCCUACUUCAUCACCUCUGGACGCGAAAUGACGAGAUAAAACCAGCCAUUUAAAAUAUUUUCUUGGUGUAACUGCGUAAUUCGCUUCUCAUAGGCGCGUUACAUUUCUUUGCUUUGUUUUGACUUUACAGCGAGAAGCAACAACAAGCUAGCUCCAGGCUAGGAGGGCUAGCUAACGUUAGCUAGCAGCGUAGAUAUAACGCUCAGCUGCCGACACUUGAAGCUUUAUUUCUAAAGAAAGAGGCAAGUUUCUGGGGUUCAAACGACAAUGCAGCGAUUAGAUAAGUGGCUGGCUUCCCUGUGAACGUUGGCCAAUUAACUUUGUCUGCUCCAAAAGGGUUGAGAUGAUGAGCUAAAUUGAUGCUUUGAUUGAAACCAGCGCAGAUCAAACAACUGCAGUGGAGAUGGGUCAACUGUGGCGGCGAGACAUCACCCUCUCAGGGAGCUUGGGGAAUGACUCUCCUGUUGGCAUUGCCCCAGGGCCCCCAGCCACGGUGGCUCCACAACAAUCCAACACUUCCUGGGUACCAGAAGCCCCAGUGGUCACAGCAGAAGAGCCAAUUUUCCUCAUGACCUCCACUGCCCAAACGAUAUCAGGUUUUUUCGUGUGGACGGCUCUUCUGAUCACAUGCCACCAGAUUUACAUGCACCUGCGUUACUACAGCUCUCCAAAUGAACAGAGGCACAUAGUGCGGAUCCUCUUCAUAGUCCCCAUCUAUGCCUUUGACUCAUGGCUCAGCCUUCUUUUCUUCACCAAUGAGGAGUAUUAUGUGUACUUUGACACAGUUCGAGACUGCUACGAAGCCUUUGUCAUCUACAACUUUCUGAGUCUGUGUUAUGAGUAUCUGGGAGGAGAGAGCGCCAUCAUGGCUGAGAUCAGAGGGAAACCCAUCGAGUCAAGCUGUGUGUAUGGGACCUGCUGUCUGUGGGGAAGGACGUACUCCAUUGGUUUCCUCAGGUUUUGCAAACAGGCAACUCUGCAGUUCUGUGUGGUGAAACCCCUCAUGGCAGUGAUCACUGUCAUUCUUCAGGCCUUCGGGAAAUACAGAGAUGGAGACUUUAACGUUGCGAGUGGCUACCUGUACGUGACCAUUAUCUACAACAUCUCUGUCAGCCUGUCGCUCUACGCUCUCUUCCUCUUCUACUUUGCUACACGAGAACUGCUUGUCCCGUACAACCCUGUGCUCAAGUUCUUCAUGGUCAAAUCAGUCAUCUUCCUCUCCUUUUGGCAAGGGAUGCUGCUGGCCAUCUUGGAGAAGUGCGGAGCCAUCCCUCAGAUCAGCUCGGCUGACUUCUCUGUGGGCGAGGGAACAGUUGCCGCUGGUUACCAGAACUUCAUCAUCUGCAUUGAGAUGUUCUUUGCUGCUGUUGCUUUGCGCCAUGCCUUCACUUACAAGGUCUACAUGGAUAAAAGACUGGACUCAUAUGGCUCAUUUCCUAUCUAUGGACAAUACGGUCGCUGUGCCCCCAUGAAGAGCAUCUCCAGCAGCCUAAAGGAGACCAUGAAUCCAGGGGACAUGGUCCAGGAUGCCAUCCAUAACUUCUCCCCAGCUUAUCAGCAGUACACGCAGCAGUCCACACUGGAGCGAAGCGGGGGGCCACCCCUUUCCCGCAGCCACAGCAACCUCAGCACCCGCGGGGACAACGAAAAAACCCUGCUGCUCAGCUCUGACGACGAGUUCUGAGACUCACGUUACUCCUGUAGCCCAGAUUAAGUUUGUAUCAGCCAUGUGAGACAAAUCAGAUCUUUUGUUGCCACCUUUACAGGAAGAUUGAGUUUUCUUUUCUUUUUACAUUUAGAAAACAAUAAAAAGAUUCAUGUCAGAAUUAUGAAACUGUGGUUAACAGACUGGGAGAAGAGUGUUUUUACAAGGAAAGAGAGGUUUUAAUUGGUAGAGUAGGAGAAGAGGGGGCACAAUGGGUAUAGAGAUGUUAAAAAUAUAGUUUGGAAGAAAUAAAGUCAAGAUGUUUAGACAUUAGGUUUAUUAACCAGUCAAGUUGUCAUUUGUUUUGAUGUCAUAGAGGCCAUUACUGACAGAACUACCAUAUCAUAUGGGUACAAAUAACCGUGCCUGCAUAUAGAGUCCUCAUGCUGCACUUUAAACUCCUCAGCAAAAAAUUACAUGACAGAUUUAAGGUGUACGCUAGAGCAAAUAAGUGCCAUCUUCAUCUGAAACACAUGGCCUCCUCCAUCUUUUAGUUUUUAUAUCUAUUCUCAAUCCAAACUCCUCCUCACCCCUCUGCCAGUUCUGCCUCGUACCGAAACAUUGCCAAAUAUAGGGAGUACCAUGUGCUCUAGUUGACAAGACACUGUCUUAAAAUUUAGAAUUGAUUUAUAGUCAAGCAAAACUAAGGAGCCUUUGAAUUGCCAGGCUUCGUUUUAAUAUAUAAGAAUUUAAUCUUUUUUUUAUUUAAAUGUUGUACGACCUUGAAGGUAUAACUCAUUUAAAGAGUAGUUUGUUGGAAAAUUUGUUAUUCCAGAUAUGUUAUAAAUAUUCCGUGUUUGUUUUCAUUUUGUUGUUAUGAAGAAGUGACUCUAAGGUGUAAUUGUAUGACUCUGUUGGCCUGACUUGGAUCUCCUCGUUCAUUGUCGUUUGUGGAGCAGUGAGGGAACAGCUGUGGCAGAGGUUUUAAGCGUGGGCAGGGGAAACUGACGGAAGGACAACACCCUCGCAGAUUACAGAUUACUGAAGAAGCAACACUUCCCCGCAGAUCCGGCCCAGCUGUGAUGUGUUGCGGAUUGUAAUCCCAUAAUUAAGGGCAUUACGUGUAGCACGGAUCAGGCUUGCAUCUGCUGGUGGUGUUUGUAAUGGCAUCACUGCUGUAGUUCGUCAGGACCUUGGUUGCUACAGACUGAUAAGGCGUUGCAAAGAUGUGUCAGUGCAAACAAGGCUUUAAAGGUCCCAUGUUAUGCUCACGUUAAGGUUUAUUCUUUUAUUUGGGGUUUCUAUUACAAAAUGUCUACACAAUUUAAUGUUCAAAAAACACUGUAUUUCUUAUAAUGUCAGCCUGAAGAUACCUGUAUUCACCCCCAGUCUAAAAUGCUAUGCCUGCCUCUUUAAGACCCCCUUUAUACAAGGUCUAGUCUGCUCUGAUUGGUCAGUUCUUUCACAUUUACACUUUAUGGAUUUGUAAAGAGAACUGGAUACGGCGUUGGUCCCAGGCCCUUGUUCAUUUCUAGGAAAGUUUGCCAGUGGUGCAUGAAGCCAAAAAAAGAUUGAUUUCUGCAGGAUGAAAUUACCUGGAUGUACUGCAAUGUGGGGCCAAUUGAGCAGGUGCACUAACAGUGGCAGAGAGGCUAAUUUCUGGUUUAGUGCUGUGCUAACUUGAAUGGGGAUAAAAUGAUUUAAUUGUGCGGCUCUUCUAGACAUAUGAAAUGUUAUUGCAUCGAAUGGAUCGGUAGUGAAACAAGUCUUUUUUUUAGGAGUUGUAACCCUCAAAAAAUGCACGGACUGUCGGCAUUUAUCUGUGGAUUGAGCCUUUUGAUACUUUCACACUAUUUAUUUGGCACCUUUACCUGCUUUAUAAUAAAAAAAAGACUUGGAAAUCUGA
Molecule: messenger RNA, 3600 nt
Organism: Plectropomus leopardus (leopard coralgrouper)
Lineage: Eukaryota; Metazoa; Chordata; Actinopteri; Perciformes; Serranidae
Product: transmembrane protein 184B-like
Source: RefSeq, a predicted model, not a curated record